Molecule: messenger RNA, 549 nt
Organism: Triticum turgidum subsp. durum (durum wheat)
Lineage: Eukaryota; Viridiplantae; Streptophyta; Magnoliopsida; Poales; Poaceae
Source: the annotation of a GenBank genome assembly
AUGGUGACAACUGCUGGAGGCGCUGGAGCGUGUGAAGGGCCGACCGUGGAAGGCGGCGUCGUCGGACAUGUUGCGGUCGACAUCGACAGGUCGGCGGUGACGGCUGAUCGGCAGGGGCAGGUUGGAACCGGGAGCGGCUGCAGAAUUUGCCAGCUUGAGGACGGCGACCUGCCGGCGGAGAGCGGGAGCGGGCAGUUGGUAAACCUCGGCUGCGGCUGCCGAGGCGAGAUCGCGGCGGCGCACCGGCGGUGCGCCGAGGCAUGGUUCUCCGUGAGGGGCAAUAGGCGGUGCGAGAUCUGCGGCGAGAACGCGGCGAACAUCACUGGAUGGGGCGGCGGCGGCAAGGAGUUCAUGCGACAGUGGCAUGGGAUGGCGAGCGUGGAUGGAGGAGGCUCAUCCAAGGCCAGGGGUCUCUGCACCUGCAGAACCCAGUCAUUCUGCAAUUUCUUGCUUGCGUGUUUGAUCAUUGUAUUAAUCUCGUCGUGGUUCGUCCAUAAUCGUAUGCCAGCCGCGUUCGCGGACAGUGAUCGACCAGCACUCAAACAUUGA